Moneuplotes crassus is the source of this 1292-nucleotide messenger RNA. NCBI's taxonomy places the organism in Eukaryota, Ciliophora, Spirotrichea, Euplotida, Euplotidae. The record is from the annotation of a GenBank genome assembly.
AUGGAAGUUGUCAAUAAAACUCAAUACGACGAGAACCUCUCUGACGAAUUACUCAGUGAGGAGGUUUCUUCUGGAUCCAUCAGACAUUCAGAAAAGAUCCUUAUCAACAUGAGCGAGAAUUCUCUUAGUAAUAAAAAGAGAAAGAAAAAUUCUUUCAUGAGCGAAAGUUCAUUAAAUCUUUUGCAUGAAGAAGAGGAAUUUAAGAAAUCAGAUAAUUUGGACUCUCAAAAGCCUAAAAUAAGUUCUUUGAACAAUCAGAAAAGAGCAAGAAAUAAUUCUUCUCAAAUAAAUUACUUAAAACCUAAUUCUUCAUUGAAACAGGAGAUUAGUCACCUUCUAAAGCAUGCUGCUUUAAUAAGAAUAAGAAAAAUGUCAGAGAACUGUGAACACAAAGAAUCAUCAAAAGAAGAUCUCAGAAAAUAAGGAGCAAACCUCAUAUCUUCACCAUAUAACACUGAAGGGUUCAAAAUCCCCAUAGAGCUAUGCUUUCUAAUUUUUAAUAAUGUUCCUUGCAUUACCUGUUGUAUAUUCCCCUUUUAACUUAUUAGGUUUUCGGUGGAUUAUUUUAGCUAUUUUCAAACAAAUUUUGGUGAGACACUUUGUUAAUAAUGGUUAAGAAUCUGAAUGAGUAAUUAAAAUUAUUAUUUGUCACCAAAUUUUGCCGCUGGGUUAUAUAAACUUGAGAGAGACUCUCAAUAUUUAGGCAUAGUGGUUUGGUAAUAGCCUGGGGCUGGAUUAUUAACUUAGAAAGGAUUGAGAUGAAUUUUGUUGUUUCAAAUGAUUGGGUAUUUAACAAUUUUGAGAAUUUGUAUAUACAAGUAGAUUUUUAUGCUUGGUUUACCAAAGCAUCAUAACAAAAAUAAUACUAGAGGAUCUAAAUAAGCCCCUAUGUCAAUUAAUUUAGCUUUUCAUAUUCAGUUUUAAAGUUAGAUGGGAAAUUAUGAUUUUCAUGUACUGGAAGAGUAUGGAUUUUUAUCAUAAGACCUCCCUUAUUAUUCCUAUCACCUCCACACUAAAUAUAAUAACAAUUUUUAUUUACAAAGAAUAAAUUCAUCAGUCUAUUAAAAUAAAGUUCUCCUUAAUUUCCAUCAAACCCAAAAGACUUACACUACCUCCAUAUGUAAAAAUAAACUAAAAUGCUAAUAACCUAACUUACAACCCAACAACACCUCAUAUCUCUCAUAUCCCUCCAAAAACUCCAAACCCAUCUCUCUUAACUCCUCUAACCCCAAAAUCUCCCCUCUUCGUUCCUUUGACUCAUCUUAACUCACCGACUCUAAAACGCUGCUUUC